Hypanus sabinus (Atlantic stingray) is the source of this 4481-nucleotide messenger RNA. RefSeq names its product heparanase 2 (gene hpse2). Gene Ontology annotation, cellular component: extracellular matrix; membrane. Gene Ontology annotation, molecular function: hydrolase activity, acting on glycosyl bonds. NCBI's taxonomy places the organism in Eukaryota, Metazoa, Chordata, Chondrichthyes, Myliobatiformes, Dasyatidae. The coding region runs from base 1 to 1755 and encodes 584 amino acids. The record is from RefSeq and is a predicted model, not a curated record. The transcript has 12 exons.
AUGCCCGGUGGCUCUCUUCUCCCUGGGAUUUUGCCAGUUCUUUGCUUGCUCGCAUCUCUCCCCGUGCUCGCUCGCCUCUCGACAUCGGCGCAGGUCGGGGAACGGAGAUCGCCGGCGGCAGGUCCCAGCCAAGCGCGAAGGGGGGCGAAGACUCUAAUUUUGUUGGACGUAGACAUUAGGGGCUCAGUGCGAAGCGUCAGUGAAAACUUUCUGUCCAUUCAGCUCGACCCGGCGGUGCUGCACAAUGGUUGGAUUGACUUUUUAAGCUCCAGAAAGCUGGUAACGUUGGCCCGAGGGUUGUCCCCCGCCUUUCUCUGGUUCGGCGGGAAAAGGACGGACUUUCUGCAAUUCCAGAAUCAUCGAAAUCUGGCGAAGCACAGAGGCGAGCUGGGGCCCGAUUACUACCUCAAAAACUACGAAGACGACAUUGUCCGGAGCGACAUAGCCCUGGAUAAGCAGAAGGGCUGUAAAAUCGCGCAGCAUCCAGAUAUUAUGCUGGAGUUACAGCGGGAGAAGGCGUCGCAGAUGCAGAUCGUCCUGACCAAGGAACAUUUCUCCAACACCUACAGCAACAUCACAAUAACAGCCAGGUCUCUAGACAAACUCUACAACUUUGCCGAGUGCUCUGGAUUACACCUGAUUUUUGGCCUUAACGCCUUGCAGCGGAAUCCGGAUAACUCCUGGAACGGAUCCAGCGGCCUCAGCCUCCUCAAGUACUGCGCAGGCAAGAAGUACAAUAUAUCCUGGGAGCUCGGGAACGAGCCCAACAGCUACCGAUCAAUGGUUGGGAGGACUAUCAACGGGAGCCGGCUAGGGAAGGACUACCUUCAUCUCAAGAGCCUGCUUCAGUCUGUCCGCUUCUACACAAAAGCCAGCCUGUACGGGCCAAACAUAGGCCGACCCCGGAGGAACGCUGCAGGUCUACUGGAUGGGUUCAUGAAAACAGCAGGAACAGUGAUCAAUGCGGUGACAUGGCAACAUUAUUAUAUCGAUGACCAAACGGUAAAGGUGACUGACUUUAUGAAGACACGCCUCCUCGACACUCUCUCAGAUCAGAUCGCCAAGGUACAGAGGAUUGUGAAUUCUCAUGCACCGGGGAAAAAAGUCUGGCUUGCAGGGGUUGGCCCAGCCUGGGCUGGAGGGACAACCAACCUUUCUGAUACGUAUGCAGCAGGGUUUCUCUGGUUAAAUACACUGGGAAUGUCGGCCAAACAGGGGAUGGAUGUGGUGUUUCGCAAUUCAUUCUUCGAUCACGGAUACAACCACCUGGUGGACCAGAACUUCAACCCAUUGCCGGACUACUGGCUUUCUCUCCUCUACAAACGCUUGGUGGGAACCAAAGUUCUGCGGGUCCAUGUGGCAGGUCUCCAGCGGAGACCCAGGCCUGGUCGGGUCAUACGAGACAAGUUGAGGAUCUACGCCCACUGCACGCACUCCCGCAACUACAGUUACAUGCGGGGAUCGAUCACCAUUUACAUCAUCAACCUGCAUAGAUCGAGGAAGAAAAUCAAGCUGGCCGGAGCAUUGAGAGACAAGACUGUCCACCAAUAUCUCUUCCAGCCUUAUGGAGAUCAGGGGCUAUUAGCCAAAUCAGUACAGCUAAACGGUCGCCAGUUGUCGAUGGUCGACGACGAGACGCUUCCUGAUUUGAGGCCAAGAACUCUUCGAGCUGGGAGAAUCGUGGUGAUCCCACCUCUCUCCAUCGGAUUCUAUGUGGUGAAGAAUGCAAACGCUCCCUCCUGCAAGUUUCGGUAGCCGUGUGGCCCGGAGACUGAGACCCUACCUCUGUGUCCUGCAGUGAUGUUAAAACCAACAACACCAACAAGAAAUCAGCAGCUGACCGUUUCCACCCCUCCCGGAAGCUCAUCCGAACCCAAGACCUGGGAUUUCUCUCAAGACUGGCAUCACGGCCUUCACCCAUCCUUCCUCCUGUCGUUCGGAGUUGGUUCUGCUGGUUGAGAUCAGCUCACGCCCUCCAGAGCAUUAACAUUCUCAGAGGUGCUGCAAGAUUGAAGGAACUGUUACCAACAUGGCAGCAUUUGGACAAUGCCUCAGUCCACCGAUCUCCACUGAGGCUCAAGCAACUUCAGUGUUCAAAUUCAAGCUUAUUGUCAUUACUCCAUACAGCUAAAUGAAACACUGUUUCUCUAAGGCCAAGGUGAAAAUAACAGCACAUAUAGUCACACACAGCACAUACAGUUACAAUCCGAUACAGAAGGUCACAAAUAAUAUUAGCACAGGUCCCUGAGUGGCAUAGCCCGAAGAUUGAUGGUGCAUGGGAUGUUGUCCUGGAGCCACGUUUCUGUAGGGAAAAGUGCGCAGCAGUUCCUCAUCUCGUGCUGGGUCAGUUGUAGACAAAGAUAGUCAGUUUGUUUUCCAGAGAGUGAACAGCAGAGAGCAGUAUAGACCUGGAGAGGUGGCCUACAGGGAUUAGCCUUUAACCCAGCACUGAUUCCAGCGGGAUUGCUGCCCUUCUGUUUCCUCGCACACCUUUUCCGAUGCCUCCUCUACGGGGUGGCUGUAACAGGCGAACCCGCAGCUGAGGGCCUGGUCCGUGCAAUAACCCAAGCCUGCACAACUCCUCCACCAUCACUCUCGCUAAUGAACUGGACUUACGGCACUUUGUAUUAUCAAUGUCCAACGGGGUCAUUCGAUUGUAGGAACAGUAUUUAAGGCAAGCAGUUACACCUUUUGCUGGACCCAGAGAGGCCUUUAUGAAUAAGCGCACCGCAUCUUACCGAACUAAAGGAAGAGUUAGUUAUCGUCCCAGUAACUCAAAUCUAAAUUUGCAUGGAAUCUCAUCCAAGCAUGCAAAUGGUCGGUCCGUGUGAACGGAAUAAAUCUGCAAGUCUCUGAUCAGCAUCCAUUAACCAUCCUAAUGAUUUCACGGGUCUAGGUGUUUGAUCAGCAUUUAUUGACCAUCCCUUAAUGUCCCUGAAUGAAGAAGCCCAAUAGGUCGUUUCACAGGGGGAGCUACCUGAAGCUUGUAUCAUCCAAUCCUGUGAUAAGGAGAGGGAGGAGAACCCGUCUGCCCACUGACCAGUGCUGAAACAUUAGCGUAGAAGGUGUCUGACCCAGGCAGGGGCAAAAUUGAUGAUCAUUUACCCUUGGCUCAGAUACAGAGGGUGGAUGUCCUGCUGUCAUCAGCAAACCCCGUUUGCAAGUGGAGGCAGCUGAUGACACAGGUUUGAAAUCAUUGACUUAAACACAAAGACACACACGUUGUCCAAUCAUCCAUCCAGUAGCUUGACCAGAUCCAAGGUCGUCAACCAUCCCUCUUCCUCCUCACAUGUCACCUGACCCACCGAGCUUUGAGAUUUAUUUUUAUUUAUUUAGAGCCUUCUGACCCAGUGAGCCCAAUUACAUCCACAUGGACAAUUAACCUACUUAUCCCUAUGUCUUUGGAAUGUGGGAGGAAACCAGAGCACUUGGAGGAAAUCCAUGCGGUCACAGGAAGAAAGUACCCUUCCAGGUAGUGACAGGAAUUGUAAUAGCAUUCCUCUGUUCACUGCUGUACUGUACCCAGAUUCCAACUUCUCUUGUGUCUCUGUCCAAUCGUUUAUAUUUGCCUGUAAUGUCUUGCAAGUUAAUGCAGUACAGGAAGAGACAAUGUGCUCCACUGAGCUGAUGUAAAAGCUCUCCUUUGUCAAGAACUCUGAUAAUCUGAUAUCCAAUUGAUCAACAAUCCCAAAGACACGAGAAGCCACAGAUGCUGGAAUCUGGACCAGCAAACAAUCUGCUGGAGGAACUCAGCAGUUCAGGCAGCACCUGUGGGUCCGCAGGUGGAAAGAAUGAUCAGUAUUUUGAGUCAAAGCCCUGCAUCAGGGCUGAGGGUGGAAAGGGGGAAUAGUCAAUACUAAGGAGAAGAGGGGGAGGUUUGAGACAGGGUCCGGAAGAUGGUAGGUGGCCUAGGUGGGGUGAUAGGAUGACGUGGGGCAUAGUAGCAAAGUGGUUAGCAUAAGGCUUUACGGUGCCAAUGAGAGGGGCUCAAUUCUGCUGCUGUCUGUAAGGAGUCUGCACGAUUUCCCUGUGGCUACGUAGGUUUUCUUGGGUUUCUUUUCACAUUCCAAAGUGAUACAGUUAGGCUUAGUAAGUUGUGGGCACAAUAUGUUGGCAUUGCAAGCAUGGCAAUGCUCGAGCGCUGUCCCCAGCACAUCCUCGGACUGGCACAAAUGACACAUUUCACUGUAUGCUUCAAUGUAAACUAAUCUCAUCUUAGAUGGAGGUAGGAGGGGGAUUGGGAAGGGUGGAUGGUGGGUGACAAGUGGCAGGUGAGUUUUGGGUGAAGGUGUCGAUCUGACUCAGUCUGAAACCGGAGUGUGAGUGGGGUCCAGACUGGAAGUGAGAAGGGAAGCCAAAUGUAGAGUUAGGAACAUGGACAGGUUUGCAGCCUGUGCUAAGGUCCAGAGAAAAUGUACAUUUCAGCUCGAUACAAGCUGAAAUUCACUAUUUCCCACUCUCUUUAAACUCACCAGGGCUGA